Python bivittatus (Burmese python) is the source of this 1784-nucleotide messenger RNA. RefSeq names its product natterin-3-like. NCBI's taxonomy places the organism in Eukaryota, Metazoa, Chordata, Lepidosauria, Squamata, Pythonidae. The record is from RefSeq and is a predicted model, not a curated record.
GUAUUUUGUGCAAGAUACCGCUUAACUAACAUUACCUGUGGAUAAAUUUUGCCUCUUAGGAGAAUGGCAGGUGAUAUCCUUGCAGCACUUUAUUAGCAAUUUCCAACUUCAAAUCAGUAUCUCUGUUUUUGCUCAGUAGCCCUGUCACUUAUAGUAGACUGAGACUGAGACUGAUUUUUCUAAAAGCCAGCCACUUGGGUUAAAAACUGAGCUAAGCUUUGGACAUGACAGCCCCAAAAGCCAUCUGAAAUGCUUAAUCUUCCCAUGCCCAGGAGGGCAAACUUCCACCCAUCUCUUUCUGCUACAGAUCAAAAGUGGCAUUUUUUAAAGUUGUGCUGGCUCUAGCAACGCUGUCUAGUUCACCUGCUGUGCUUCAUUUCAUUGUAGGCAAACCCCUCCACUCUAAUGGGCUACAAGGCUUAUGAUGGGAAUGCCCCCUUCCCUCCAGGCACUGGAGAAGGAAAAAGAUUAAACAAAUAUAAAUGCGUCUCUUCCACGCUAUAGAAUUCAAUCACGCAACCAGUUAGUUAUUCAUAAUGCACCUGCUGCUCUGCACUCUCUUCCUUUCCCUGAUCAUUGAUGGGCCUCUGGCCAAUGAAGUCAACAUUAGUCUUCAAGUCCAGAAGAGAACCGUGAAGAAAAGUCCUCCUCAGCUGAUACCAGAUGAAACCAACAGUGCUAAAGUGAAGAAUGACAGUAUCCAACAUUCCAGUAGAAAUGUUAGUGUUUUCUAUGAAACUACUAUGAGUUGGACUUGGUUCCCAGGAUCUCUCCCCAACGGAGCUGUGUCUCACUGGAACAGCUAUGCUGGCCGAUGGGAAUAUCCUUGCAUUGAACCAGAUUGUGCUGCUGGUUUCUACAGCCCCAGCCAUGGUCCUUACUGCUAUUACCCAUAUGGAAACAAAGAAUACUCUACCUCUCAGUUCUGGAUUUUGGUAAAUGAACAUGACUUUGAAUCACUGAGCUGGAAGGGGGAUUCAUGGGGUAGGGUCCCACCCAACUCCAUCAACACCUGCGCAGGUAUAAGGUUAUAUGUUGGUAAAAAUAAGUACGGAUUAGGGAAGGUGGACAGUAAAAAUCAAGCUUUCUUCCUCGGUUACAACGGCAAGGAGUACUGGUAUAAACACUAUGAUGUCCUGACCAUUAAUAAAGAUUAUCGCUCUCAGAGCAUUUCCCAUGUCAGGUAUUUCCUAAACCAAGGAUCAUACACUGAAUUAGGCAUGUCCAUAGUCUCUAGCCAAGUUACCAACUACGAUUGUAGGACAGUGAAGAAGUUAACCACCUUAUCAGGAACAGUGACUUCUGAACAUACCUGGGAUGUGGGUAUUUCCGUCUCUCAGGGCAUCAGCUUUAGCAUGACAGCAGGGAUACCUGAAGUCUUUGGAGUGUCAUGGGGCAUUUCAUCAGAGAAAACUUUCAACUGGACUAAGGGUUACACACGCAGUGAAUCAAUCACUUACUCUGAUACAGUCGAAGUUGAAGUCCCACCCAACCACAGCUGUGAGCUGGUAAUGAAUGGAAUGAAAAUGAGAGCAAGUAUUCCCUUCAAUGCGACUGCUAUUCGUUACUAUCACAGCGGAGCAAGCCGAAGUGCGUCCAUCCAAGGUGUGAGUCACAGUGCCGUUGUGGCUCAAGUACGAACAGUGAUCAAGAGGUGUGAACCCAUCCCAGAUGCACCUCCAUGUACUAUACAAACCCCAGAAGUGGUCUUCUAGCCAGGUUAAUUAUUGUGUUUUCACAGCAUGCUCAACCUAGCUCCUGAAUUAAUCUACAGUAAUACCUCG